AUGGAAGAGCUCACCGCUUUCGUAUCCAAGUCGUUCGAUCAGAAAGUGAAGGAGAAGAAGGAAGUGAUAACCUACAGGGAGGUGCUGGAGACCGGGUCGACGCGCGCAGGGAGCAGGGAGUCUUUAAACGCGGAGCCGGGGAGCCGAGAGGAGGCGGCAGCCGUCACCCGGAACGUUGCGCUCUCGCCGGGCAGGGAAACGGACAUGCUCGGGCCGGAGAGGAUCAGGGACGCCGGGAGCCCCAAACUCAUUGACGGCAACACGGACGUGAAGGAGAGGAAAGAGGACUCGAAGCCCAUCGAGGACGAGGCACAGACUAAAAUCAAACAGAGGAGAAGUCGGACUAACUUCACAUUAGAGCAGCUCAACGAGCUGGAGCGGCUCUUCGACGAGACCCACUACCCGGACGCCUUCAUGCGGGAGGAGCUGAGCCAGCGGCUGGGACUGUCGGAGGCCCGAGUGCAGGUUUGGUUCCAGAAUAGAAGAGCCAAGUGCAGAAAGCAGGAGAACCAGUUACAUAAAGGAGUCCUGAUUGGAGCAGCGAAUCAGUUUGAAGCUUGUCGUGUAGCGCCAUAUGUCAACGUGGGGGCUUUACGGAUGCCAUUCCAACAGGAUAGUCAUUGCAACGUGCCGCCCUUCUCCUUUCAGGUGCAGGCGCAACUGCAGCUGGACAGCGCCGUGGCCCACGCGCAGCACCACCUGCACUCUCACCUGGCGGCGCACGCGCCCUACAUGAUGUUCCCCGCGCCGCCGUUCGGGUUGCCCCUGGCGACGCUCGCGGCCGAGUCCGCCUCCGCCGCGUCGGUCGUGGCGGCCGCCGCCGCCGCCAAGAACACCAGCAAGAACUCCAGCAUCGCCGACCUGAGACUGAAGGCCAAAAAGCACGCGGCGGCGCUGGGACUGUGACGCCAGGUGUUGUCGGCGGGACACGAGGCGCGCACGCGCUACCUGCCGCUCAACACAAACACUUAAAAGGACGAAGUGAGAAAAAUUAUCCGAGGACGAUA
This is a messenger RNA of Acanthopagrus latus (yellowfin seabream), 1007 nucleotides long. It is a transcript of the gene shox2, whose product is annotated as short stature homeobox 2. NCBI's taxonomy places the organism in Eukaryota, Metazoa, Chordata, Actinopteri, Spariformes, Sparidae. Gene Ontology annotation, biological process: regulation of transcription by RNA polymerase II. Gene Ontology annotation, cellular component: nucleus. The record is from RefSeq and is a predicted model, not a curated record. Gene Ontology annotation, molecular function: DNA-binding transcription factor activity, RNA polymerase II-specific; sequence-specific double-stranded DNA binding. Bases 1 to 906 code for a protein of 301 amino acids. The transcript is spliced from 5 exons.